This is a messenger RNA of Histoplasma mississippiense, 738 nucleotides long. RefSeq lists its product with no specific name. Gene Ontology annotation, biological process: protein insertion into mitochondrial inner membrane from matrix; mitochondrial respiratory chain complex III assembly. Gene Ontology annotation, molecular function: ATP hydrolysis activity; ATP binding. The coding region runs from base 1 to 738 and encodes 245 amino acids. The transcript is spliced from 2 exons. Gene Ontology annotation, cellular component: mitochondrial inner membrane. Lineage: Eukaryota; Fungi; Ascomycota; Eurotiomycetes; Onygenales; Ajellomycetaceae. The record is from RefSeq and is a predicted model, not a curated record.
AUGGAUGAGGGCGAGAAAACGGCCCUGUUGAAAGAUAUCGAGGAUUUCCUGGACGAGCGAGCUCGGGGCUGCAUCGACGACAGCCGCCUAAACAGUUUGUUUGCCCAGCUUCCCCCGCAUUGUGUCAUUCUCUUAGAAGAUAUCGAUGCUGCUAGUACUGCACGAACGGAAGACAGUGAAACGAUGAAAAACACUGGCCAGGCCGCGGUAGGCUCUUCACAGAAGAGCAAGUCUCAGAGAAAUGUAUCUCUGUCCGCGCUUCUUAAUGCUCUGGAUGGCGUGUCUUCGCAGGAAGGUCGAUUGCUGAUUACGAUGACAAAUCACAUCGAGCGUUUGGAUGACGCACUCAUCCGCCCUGGCCGCGUGGAUAGACAGGUUUUGUUUCAGCUCACUGAUCACAAAAUGAGUUCUCGUCUUUUCUGCACGGUUUUCAAGUGGUCAGAUGGGGAUCAGCGCACUACAGGAAAGGAGUUCGAUGAUGAAACAAUUGAGGGACUUGCAGAUGAGUUUGCCGCCAAGGUUCCAGACCAGGUAUUCAGCCCAGCUGAGAUCCUGCUAUCGUUCCUGCUUGAACGCAAGCAGUCGCCUACCGACGCAGUGGCUGAUGUGGAGAAUUGGGUUGCCAAAACCAGCAAAGAAAGGGGAAAGGUGAAGAAUUACGCCAGAGCACGAGCAAUUGCCAACCCCACUGACUCUUUCGAGGAUCUUGCGGAGAGUUCCCAGGCUCACAAUGCUUGA